This is a messenger RNA of Ipomoea nil (Japanese morning glory), 786 nucleotides long. RefSeq names its product E3 ubiquitin-protein ligase Praja-2-like. The record is from RefSeq and is a predicted model, not a curated record. Bases 1 to 786 code for a protein of 261 amino acids. NCBI's taxonomy places the organism in Eukaryota, Viridiplantae, Streptophyta, Magnoliopsida, Solanales, Convolvulaceae. The transcript has a single exon.
AUGGAGAAGGAUAUUGACGAAUUUGCGUGUAGUUUUGCAAAUGGCUUACGCUCGAUACGGCCACAUUAUCCCGACAACAAUGAUUAUGAUUAUGAUUCUGAUUCUGAUUGUGUUCUCAACAAUGAAGAAGUAGCAUAUCUUUCGGACGAUGGUUCUGUUCUUGACAAUGAAGAAGUAGCAUAUCUUUCUGAUGAUGAUUCUAUUCUCGGCCAUGAAGAAGUAGCAUCCAAUGAUGAUUCUGUUAUCCACAAUGAAGAAGUAAUAAAUCUCUUGGACAAUAAUUCUGUUCUCGGCGAUGAAGAAGUAACAUAUCUUUUCCGCGAUGACUAUGUUCUCGACAAUGAAGAAGUAACAUAUCCUUCAGACAAUGAUUCUGUUCUCACCGAUGAAUUAGCAAAUCUUUCUGAUGGUGAUUCUGUUCUCGAUGACGAAGAAGUAACAUAUCUUUCUUACGAUGCAGAAGCAUAUCCUACCGAAAUUAUCUUAGUAUCCGGCGAGAAUUCCGGAGCGGAGGCGACGAGGGGCGUAGAUCAGAACAGGGAGGCGAUCAAGUCGUUGGAGAGGAAGAUAAUAGAGUACGAUGAGAGGGAUUGUGGCGGAGGAGACGGUGAUUGUUGCGUUAUUUGCUUAGAGGAGUUAACGGCGGGGACAGUGGUGGCUGUGAUGCCUUGCAACCAUUGUUCCUUUCACGACGGCUGCCUCUCAACUUGGCUGGAGAGAAGCCUUUGCUGUCCUCUCUGCCGCCGCAAGCCCGCCGCUGCAGCCGGAACCUUUCCCAGAGCAUGA